Messenger RNA from Dipodomys spectabilis (banner-tailed kangaroo rat), 2728 nucleotides. It is a transcript of the gene Rab35, whose product is annotated as RAB35, member RAS oncogene family. Gene Ontology annotation, cellular component: plasma membrane; endosome membrane. The record is from RefSeq and is a predicted model, not a curated record. Lineage: Eukaryota; Metazoa; Chordata; Mammalia; Rodentia; Heteromyidae. Gene Ontology annotation, molecular function: GTP binding; GTPase activity. Gene Ontology annotation, biological process: endocytic recycling; Rab protein signal transduction. The transcript is spliced from 6 exons. Bases 129 to 734 code for a protein of 201 amino acids.
UUCUGUCAGUUCCGGCUGUUUGUUCGGGAAGUGGAUCCGCCGCUGCCGGAGCAGCCCGGAGGGAGCUGCGGAUCGCGAGGCCAGCACCGACCCCGCCCGGCCGCCCGCGCGUUCCGCCCCCGCCCGCCAUGGCCCGGGACUACGACCACCUCUUCAAGCUGCUCAUCAUCGGCGACAGCGGUGUGGGCAAGAGCAGCUUGCUGUUGCGAUUCGCAGACAACACGUUCUCAGGCAGCUACAUCACCACAAUUGGAGUGGACUUCAAGAUUCGGACUGUGGAGAUCAACGGGGAGAAAGUGAAGCUGCAGAUCUGGGACACGGCAGGGCAAGAGCGCUUCCGCACCAUCACCUCCACGUAUUAUCGGGGGACCCACGGGGUCAUUGUGGUUUAUGACGUCACCAGUGCUGAAUCCUUCGUCAACGUCAAGCGGUGGCUUCAUGAAAUCAACCAGAACUGUGAUGAUGUGUGCCGAAUAUUAGUGGGCAAUAAGAAUGACGACCCGGAGCGGAAGGUGGUAGAGACAGAAGAUGCUUACAAGUUUGCCGGGCAGAUGGGGAUCCAGCUGUUUGAGACCAGCGCCAAGGAGAACGUCAACGUGGAAGAGAUGUUCAACUGCAUCACAGAGCUGGUUCUCCGAGCCAAGAAAGACAACCUGGCCAAACAGCAGCAGCAGCAACAGAACGACGUGGUGAAGCUCACGAAGAACAGUAAACGAAAGAAACGCUGCUGCUAAUGCCCCAGCCGCUGCAGAGACUGCGCUGCGGUCCCUCCCCCAGCCCGAGGCCCAGAAGGCUCCUCGGGGGACAGUCUCAGUUUCCUGCCGUUAUUUAAAGAAUUCUCCAUGUUUUUUGUAUCGGGAGGCGCCAUCCGCACUUCCUCUCCCUCCCCCCUCGAGUGCCAAGAAGGUGUUGCAGGAGCCUGCCCUUCCCACUGGUGCCCUCCUGCCUGCCGAGGCGCCUGGACUUGGCGAGGACGCUGCCAGCUGAGCGGACUGAUUAACCAGUUUGUACAUAGUGUAUAUUGCUUUAACCAGCCGCACACCCUCGUUCUGCUCUGGCUUUGCCUUCUUAAUGCCAACCUGCUGAACAGACCCCGCACCCUCGCAGCCCAUCUGGCCGCCAGCAGCUUCCUGAGGAGACAGCCUCACCUUGUCGCUGUGUCUGGCUGACCUGGACCCUUGGCGUGGGCUCCACGUUGCUCAUUCUCUCCUACAGGCUGUCCCUGGCACGCAGGGUCUGACCCCUCUCCAGGGCCUGUGCCGGCCCACUUUCCUGCCCCCCAGCUGCUCUGGGAGCUGGGACCCCCGGGGCCUUGAGGCAUGCCCCGACCUCUGCUGGCCCCAGGGCUGUUGGUUCUGAGAGGAAGUCAGUACUCAGCUUUGGCCUACUCGUUUCUUGUCCUGCCUUCUAGAACCUCUGCUGCAUACCCAGGGAGCCAUGGCUUGUAAUUAAGCCCAACAUGUUGCGGUUCCAGCAGACAGGUAGGGGUAUGCCUGCAGAGGUGGGGCUUGUGGGGGGCAGCAGGGUGGAAGAGGAGCAUUAUUUUAACUGAUAAACGUGAAGCCAAAUUAAAUUAAUUAAGCUCCUCAAUUAUUUUCUUCCCAAGGCUUGGCUGGCCCCGCAGUGCAGGGUGCCGUCCCCCUGUAGGGUCUAGCGCGUUUAGAGCAGUGAAUUGCUUCCCGUCAUCUGGGGCCCAGGCUCUUUCCAUUUCUUGGGAAAAGAGAAGGGGCCCUGCACCCUGGACCAUGUGGGCCCAGGGGCCUCCUGCUGGGGUUCGGAGUCUGUGUACUAGCACCUCGAUGUGGGAGUGGACAUCAGGGGCUGUCAAAUGAUGGGGUGAUGCCUCUGAGCUGGGGCGGCAGCACUGGGUCACUGACAGAGCUGUUUUCGUGUGAAGGUGGUAGGAUUUCGUAGCAUGUGGGAAGAAAUGGCCGUGGGUGGGGGCAGCCCGUUUUGAUGGAGGCCGGUUCCCUGGAGGAAAAGCCAAGGCCACCUGCAUUUGAUGACUGCUCCUCUCCGCACACUUCAUUCCCUUCUCCCGUAAAAGGAUCACGUACCUGGGAAGAACUGAUCUCAACACCAUGAUGUGUUUGACUAGAUUUCCUGUCCGAGGCAAUUUCCAGGCACAGCCCUGACCGGACAAUCACUGACUGCAGAAUUUCCAUGUUAACACUGUGGAUGGGUUUUUAAUCAAUAAAAACUGGGGGUUUCUUCUCACCUGUCUCUCCACUUGUCCAAAGUGUCAAAAGCUGGGGUCCCGUGUGACAAGGCCUUCACCUUGGAGCUGCGGGCGUGGAUGGGCGCUGCGCUGGCGGGCUGAGCAGCAGGCAGCCUUGUCUGCGGAGCUGGGAGCAGCAGCGCAGUCCCUGUCCUUGGCAUUGUCCUGGCUGAGGAGGCGCCUGCCUGGUGGGCAUGCGCAGGGCUCGGGGCUCCCGCGGUGGGGUGUCACGCUUGCCUGAGCAUUAAGCCAGGCUGGAGCACUAGAGGGCUUCUGGCGUCUGGACAUCUAGGCUCAGGUGUGGGGUGAUGGCCGCCCGUCGUGCUGAGUGCCGCAGGCAUGAACCGGGGUUAGCGAGUGCCGGGGGUCCCAGGGCUAGAAGGACUUGAUGUGAGAUUCCUGUCAAACAGACUUUCCAAUGGUUUACUAGGAUUAUUUCUGUAUUGAAAGUUUCUAAUGAUGCUUUUUAAAAAAACAUACUAAAAAUAAAGAUUCAAGCUGCCAAAUUUC